GAUCUUAAGUACCAAAACUAACAUGUAAAUUAAGGCACACCGUUAAUUGUGCAAAUUAGUAGAAUUCUGCUUUUCUGGUGAUUGGUAUUUGCUCUCUUGUGUGCACACUGGAAAGGAGUGCAAUGCAAGAACAUGUUUUUGCCGUUAUAAGAAUUACUAUGAAUUCGGUUGAGUGGUAUCUUUCAUUAUCACCAGUUCCCAGAGGCUGAAAAUAUGCAAGAAUAUAUUUCGUGCUCUGGCUGACUGGUUAUUUUUCAGAAAGCUUUGGCAGUGCAACUAGAAUGGAAGGCAACAGACAGGCAAAGAUUUCUCGACCGCACAGGAUUAGUGAAUCUUCAAGGGUAUACAGAGAGUCAGACCAUUCUAAUCAAAUACUUCAUGGUUUGAAUGAGCAACGGAAACAGGGCCAGUUCUGUGACAUUGUUCUUUUGGCAGAAGAUCAGAGAGUCCCCGCUCACCGAAAUCUUCUGGCAGUUUACAGUGAUUACUUCAACUCAAUGUUUACCAUUGGUAUGCGAGAGGCCCAUCAGAAAGAAAUUGAGCUGGUUGGGACGUCUUAUAUUGGGUUACAGGCCAUUGUUGAUUUCUUAUACAGUGGUGAGCUUCCUCUGGAUGGUGGAAAUAUUGACUACAUAUUAGAAACUGCACACCUCUUUCAGAUUUGGAAAGUGGUUGAUUUCUGCUGUGAUUAUCUUGAAAAUGAAGUCGAUGAAGAAAAUUAUCUGUACCUUCAAGAACUGGCCUCAAUUUAUAAUCUUGAACAUUUAGACUCCUACAUUGACAGUUUUAUCUUGAAUAAUUUUGGCACCCUUUCUUUUACACCAGACUUUCAGCAGAACAUUUCCAUGGAGAAGCUGUGCCAUUACCUUGAAAGUAACCAUGUGCAGCAUGAGUGUGAGCAUGACUUACUGCAGGCUGCCUUGCAGUGGCUUACCCAGUAUUCAGAGAGGGAAAGUGAGGCUUAUCAAGUACUAGCAAACAUCCAUUUCCCUUUAAUACCCAGGAAUGAUCUGCUUCAGCAGGUGAAGCCUGCAAUUUCUUCUCACCUUCCGAAAGAGGCAAACUGUGAACGACUUAUUGAAGAAGCAUUAAAUUAUCACAACAGUAUCCCAGCACAGCCUGUGCUGCAGAACAAACGUACUUUGUUGCGUACUGAUACAGAACAGCUUCUGUUUGUGGGUGGGGAGAUUUCUGAACGUUGUCUGGAGCUGAGUGACGAAAUGUGCUUCCUAGACAGCCGGAAAGGCCAGUGGGUGCCAGAAGCACAGCUUCCAGCUAGACGAAGCCAUCACUGUGUUACUGUUUUGGGAGGAUUCAUUUUUUUGGCAGGAGGUAGUUUUUCCAGAGAUAAUGGCGGUGAUGCAGCUUCAAAUCUUCUGUAUAGAUAUGACCCAAGAUGUAGCCAAUGGAUAAAGGUUGGUGCCAUGAACCAGCGACGGGUUGACUUCUAUCUUGGAACUGUUGCAGACAUGCUGAUUGCUGUAGGUGGGAGGAAUGAAAAUGGAGCACUGUCAUCUGUAGAGAUGUACAACCCUCAGGAGGACAUCUGGAACUAUGCUGCAGGACUUCCAAGGUUUACUUAUGGACAUGCUGGCACAGUCUACAAGCAGUUUGUUUAUAUUUCAGGGGGCCAUGAUUAUCAGAUAGGCCCCUAUAGAAAGAACCUUCUGUGCUAUGAUUAUCACACAAAUCAGUGGGAGGAGAAGACACCUAUGAGUACAGCUCGAGGGUGGCAUAGUAUGUGUACACUAGAUGACAGUAUUUAUACUAUUGGGGGAAGUGAUGACCAUAUAGACUCUAUGGAGCGUUUUGACAUUCUGAGUGUGGAGUGUUACAGCCCUCAGUGCAACCAGUGGACUACAGUUGCUCCUCUUUUACAGGCGAAUAGUGAGUCAGGAGUAGCAGUUUUGGAAGGAAAAAUAUACAUUCUAGGAGGCUACAGCUGGGAAAAUACAGUCUUCUCCAAAACCGUGCAGAUAUAUGACAAAGAAAAGAACAAGUGGUUUCGAGGUAUAGAUCUUCCGAAAACUAUUGCAGGAGUCUCUGCUUGUAUCUGCAUACUCAAAUGCAGAGGCAAUAAGGACAAGAAGUCAAAAGAUAAGAAAUCACAUGAUUGGGUAAGGUGACAACUGACUAACCUCAUUUUUGUUUUCAUGGACGUCAUUAUGUUUAAGUCAACAGCCACAGGAGUUGGUACACAAGUGUGAAAGUUAAGUGGCACACCUUCAACUGUUGUUGAGUGCUCGCUUGCUAAUCAUCUUAUUUCUGGACAGUGACAGAGUUCAAUUAAUCACUGUAUGGGCUAUAUGCUUAUAGGUUUGUAUUCCACUGAUGCAAAUUUUUAACAAUUUUCCAGCUUAAUGUAAAGAAAUGCAUGCUGUACUUAAAAUAAAUUCUACAGCUAUAUUUUAACAGCUUCUUAACUUUGUCCAAGACAAAAUGUAGUUAUUAAAAUGUAUUUAAUUUAAUUUCAGAUUCAUUUUGUUUAAAAUACAUAUUUUGUGUAAUUUGCAAAUAAAUUUUAUGUAUGACCUAUUUUUGUAUAGAUUAAAAAAAUUAUUUUGUAAGGAC
This is a messenger RNA of Protopterus annectens (West African lungfish), 2571 nucleotides long. It is a transcript of the gene KLHL36, whose product is annotated as kelch like family member 36. Lineage: Eukaryota; Metazoa; Chordata; Ceratodontiformes; Protopteridae. The record is from RefSeq and is a predicted model, not a curated record. The coding region runs from base 282 to 2126 and encodes 614 amino acids. Gene Ontology annotation, molecular function: cullin family protein binding. The transcript is spliced from 5 exons.